Penicillium argentinense is the source of this 2124-nucleotide messenger RNA. RefSeq names its product CeGAL family transcription factor. Gene Ontology annotation, biological process: DNA-templated transcription. The transcript has a single exon. The record is from RefSeq and is a predicted model, not a curated record. Gene Ontology annotation, molecular function: DNA binding; zinc ion binding. NCBI's taxonomy places the organism in Eukaryota, Fungi, Ascomycota, Eurotiomycetes, Eurotiales, Aspergillaceae. The coding region runs from base 1 to 2124 and encodes 707 amino acids.
AUGGCAUCACCCUCCUCGGUCAGCACCCGCCUCGAAGACCAUGAGCCCGACUGGCAGUACGGCCUUCGCGCCAAGCGGCGCAAGCGUGCUUCGACGGCUGGGACGUCACGACCCUCUCCACGUGAGAUUGGAUUCAUGAGAGAAUCACAAACCAAAGGUUCGGCAAGCUUCCUUGGCAGCUCUAGCGGCAUACAUUUUGUUCGACAUGUCUGCAAUGCCUUUGCGCGUCGCUCGGCGGAUCUACAGCAAAGCCGAGCACGAGACCGGAGCUCAGUGCCAGGCGAGGAUGAUCGGCUACACCAAGGAACUCUUGAUACAGAUGGAUUGUGGACCAGAAAUGAAGUGAAAAUGACCGAAUCUGCCACUUUCGUGUUUGAAGAUCUCGUGAAAUGGACGCGUGGAUACUUUGAAAACUGGCAUCCAAUUUUCCCAUGUCUGCACGCGCCGACGGUCCUUCAAGCCCUGGAGAAGCUUGGCAAGCAAGGGACGUCAUUGAUGAGCCAUCUGGAGAUGCUCAUUAUCCGUUCUAUUAUAUCAAUAUCAUUGGCAGACAGCCGACAAAUCGAAAGCCCAGCAUCGAAAAUUGGCCCAGUGCCGGCGUCAUUGGUCUUUCAUACUGUGCGACACGUCAUGUGCGAUGUCCAGAAGAUUCUCGCAGAACCAACAACACUUCCACUACUGCAAGCUGUUUUCACUGCUCAGCUUGCACUUACGUCUCUUUUGCGCUUGAAUGCUGCAUCCCGAAUCGGCGGAGUGAUCACACGGACCGCCUUCCACCUUGGUUUGCAUCGCUGCCCUGGACGAUUCUCUGUUUUCAGUGACGAGGAAAUCGAUAUCAGAAGACGCCUUUUUUGGUCGAUCUAUUGCCUCGAACGAUAUCUUUCGCAAGCUUUGGGAAUACCACUGGGAAUACGGGACGAUGACAUCGACGUUUGCUAUCCCGGUGAUGAGAAACAUGUCACUAGAUUGUCUGUCGUGCAAGAUGACCAGCGCCUUCGUCUACUCUCACAUCUUGCAAAGUUUGCUCGGGUACGAGGUCUCAUUUUGGAACUACGCAACAAGUCCAUCAUGCACAGCCGGUCGGACAAUAUUGAGGCGUCCCGUGUGAAUGGCGAACUUUCUCAAUGGUGGAAUGAAGUAUACGAUGAUGUGAACCCCAUCGAGGAGGAGCAUGAAAACGAUGACCCAGACCAAAAAUUGCACCCGAGUCCCUACCACCGACUGCUCCUCAUGAUAUUAAGACACGAGGCCAUCAUAUCCAUGAAUCGACCACUGCUGGCCGCUGGAAGGCCGAGUCCCGAAUACAAAAAUGCCUUGCAAACCUGCAUUGCAUCCUCGCGCACAUUACUUGUAGCUCUGAAGAGAUACAAAUCACCCACUUCGGAUGCGCCGCUAACAUGGCCUUCCUUUACCUGGACGACAUGGAUGGCCUGUUUGAUACUGAUGUAUGCCUCUUGGGAAGGCGAACUUCCCGUAUCGACGGCUUUGAAAUAUGCUGGAAUGGGCAUCAGCGUGCUGGAAAACCUAGCCUUUCGUGGUAGCAGCUGGCCUGAAACUUGCAUCGAAGCAAUCAAAGGUAUGGAGUCUGCCUUGACAAACACCAAUUCCACCGGAUCGGGGAUUCCGGGAGCGCACCUGUCGGAUCAGCCUCAACCAGGAGCCCAGGCCGAUAGAUCUAACGCGAGAUGUUUUCAAACCCCCAAUAAACAUCCAGCCCAGCACACCCGCGAUCAUCGAUCCGUGACGCUCAGCCACAGACCCCCGCAGCCUGAUGAUCUCCCUACAGCCAGAUAUCAGCAUGGGUCCUCAACCUUGUCCGCGCAGCCAUUUGAUAACUCGAUUGGUUCCUCGACAGGCCGAACGGUCGACCCGGGAGAAUCUGCUAUCAUAUCUCCUUUCGAUGCUCAAGAGAGUGGCGUUGAAAUGCCGGCCGAUGGCCUGUAUCCGACUGGGCAGUCAUCUGCGGGUCUGAUAUUCGGCAACAUGGUCGACGCGAAUGCGCCUUUGUAUCCGGGGAUUGCGGGACAUGACCCUUUACCUUUUUCCGACCCGUCGUCCCUCUUCAUGAGUGACCUGUGGAGUUUGGCAGACGGACCGUGGAUGAUUCACGGAAAUCUCUUGUGA